AUGAACAUCGCCUUUGUAGGCUGCGGAUUUGUUGCCGCUUACUACGGCGACACGCUGCCAAACCAUCCCGAGUUGCGGCCUCUGGCCGCAUUCGAUAUCUCUCCCUCCCGCGCGUCGGCCUUUUCAAAGCGAUAUAAUAUCCCCAUCGCUGCCUCUUACCAGGCCAUUCUCGACAACCCUGACAUAGACCUCGUUGUCAACCUCACACCACCUGCUUCCCACGUCGAAGUCUCCCGUGCCGCCCUACUCGCUGGUAAACAUGUCUAUUCCGAAAAGCCGCUCUCGCUGGAGCCUGCCGGCGCGAAGGAGUUGAUCGCCCUCGCCGCGAAGCAAAAUCGCCUGCUCGCGGUCGCGCCGUGCAACUUCCUCGGUGGGUCGAUGCAGACUCUCGCCCACCUUGUCCGCGAAAACGUCGUCGGCACCCCGCGAGUUGUCUACGCCGAGAUCGACGACGGCCCAAUACACCAGCUGCCAUACAGCACCUGGAUAAGCAGCGCCGGCGUGCCUUGGCCGGCGGAGACUGAGUUUCGCGUCGGCUGCGUCUGGGAACAUGCUGCAUAUGAGGUGGGAUUUCUGACCAGCGUCUUCGGCCCGGCGGCGAGCGUCACGUCCUUCUCCCACACUCUUGUCACCGAAAAGAUGAAGAAAAUCGCGCCGCAAGACCUUGGCCCCGACUUCUGCGUCGCCCUCAUCCCAUUCCGCAGCGGCGUCGUCGCCCGACUGACUAUCGGCACAGUCGCCCGGCGCAACCGCUCAAUGACCAUCACCGGCGACAAAGGCAUCCUCCACGUACCGGAAAUAUGGGACUACGAAGCGCCGAUCCAAUUCACACUCUCAAGAGGCUCGACGACCAACCCAGCCUCGCCGCUGCUGCUCGUCACGCCGCAGACCACCCCCGAGCGCGCAGCAGAUAGCCCCGGCAUGCCGACGCCGAUGCCGGAGCGAGGGAUUCAAGUCGACACGCCGGCGGAUGCGCCGCGGCAGUAUCCAAAGGCAUACCGCAUGGACAUGUGCCUCGGUCUCGCCGAGCUCGCUACCGCCAUCCGCGAGAAGCGCCGCCCGCGCAUGGCGGCGGACCAUGCGUUCCACGUAUAUGAAAUUCUCCAAGCGCUGCAUGACUCCGUCGCCGCGCCCGGGCAUCGCGAGAUUACGUCGGACUUUUCGCCGAUCGACCCAAUGCCCCCGCUGCAAACGGCUGCGUCGGACUGUACAAUCUCGUGGUAG
Molecule: messenger RNA, 1224 nt
Organism: Exophiala aquamarina CBS 119918
Lineage: Eukaryota; Fungi; Ascomycota; Eurotiomycetes; Chaetothyriales; Herpotrichiellaceae
Exons: 1
Coding region: 1-1224 (407 amino acids)
Molecular function (GO): nucleotide binding
Source: RefSeq, a predicted model, not a curated record